Messenger RNA from Emiliania huxleyi CCMP1516, 549 nucleotides. RefSeq lists its product as hypothetical. Gene Ontology annotation, molecular function: protein heterodimerization activity. The transcript has 2 exons. The record is from RefSeq and is a predicted model, not a curated record. Bases 1 to 549 code for a protein of 182 amino acids. NCBI's taxonomy places the organism in Eukaryota, Haptophyta, Isochrysidales, Noelaerhabdaceae.
AUGCGGUCGGGCGAGGGCGGCGGCGACUGCAGCGACAUCGACGCUGCGGCCAAGGACUUUGUGGCCAAGGCGCAGGUCAUCCUCGAGGUGUUUGGAGAGGAGGUGGCGCUCACGGCCGCCCGCUUUGCCUCCUCGUGUGGGCGAGAGACUGUCACUGCGGAGGACAUCGCCAUAGCAGCAAAGUACGAGGCGCAUGAGUUCCUGUCGCGGCCUGACCUCGAGGCGAAAGUUGCAGCCGCCGCGGCUAGACGAGUCGAGGACCAAGGGCUGGGCGAGGAGGAGGACGGCACGGAGGACGUGGAGUCCGGCGACGAGGAUCCCGAGGCAGAGGCGGGUUCCGACGAGGACGCCGAGGAGGCGAGGACGCCAUUCUCGGCAGCCUUCGUUCGCGGAGGCGCAGAGACGCGCAAGUUUCACGCGGAUGCCCUUGCGCGCACACGCGGCUGGGAGUCCUGGUCGCCCGACGACCCGGCGCGGCCUCCGGCAAGCUCGAUCGACCAUAGCGAUGGGGCCUUGCGCCGCUCGCGCGAGGCGGAGCAGGCGUCGUGA